CCUCAUUUCUAGUUCUUUACACAUGGUUGAGAUUCUCCGUAGUUACUGGAAUGAAUUGAAUGAUUCAGCCAUGGGUGCUGCCUACCCAGUUCACCUGGUGGAGAAGGGCCACAGUGCUAUCAGGAGAAAAAAAAAUGGAAGCAGAAUUUUGUGGGGUACCUUGGCUCCAUUAGUGUGCUGUGUGGCCUAGGGGUGUGUGCCCAGUAGGCUCUGCAGGUAUUUCUUGAUGAGGUCUAAACACCAAGCUAUUUCUCUCCCGCGUAUUAAGGGACUCGAUAGACAGGACGCCUGGACAGGGCUCUGUUCAUUGUGGCUGAGGUUAGCACUCCUCUGGGUGGUGACAGACCCUGUCCCUUAGAAGGAUGGCAGCUUGGUCUGUGCUAAAUUAGUUCCAAAGCAUCAGAUGAGCAAUGACGUCCUUUUUGUGUUAACACUCCCCAGGCGGGUCACAAGGAGUGGCUGGAGGGAGAGGAAGGGCUGUGUUACUCAAACACCCAUCUUGCCAGUAAUUACUUCUUUCCUGGCUGACCUCUGCUUUCUGUGCAAGUGUCCUCCCCUCCCGUUAUUCUCCUGCCCUCCUCUUUCACAUUUUCUUUCUUUCUUUUCUUUCUUUCUUUUCUUUUCUUUUCUUUUCUUUCAAAUUUGUUCCGAUCUAGAAAACCCAUCCUCUUUCAAAUGACAUAAUGAUUGGGAUUAUAAAUGACUUGGCUCAAAGUGUGCCCCCUCUAGGAGCUGCCACUGAGAGAGCAUUUCAUUUUGAGCGUCCAGUUCAAUUAAAAUUCCAUUUGAUCCAGCUUACUUUUCACAGGGUUGUCUUCCCCAGUGAGCUGAUUACCCGGAGGUGUUUCUAGCAGCCUCCUCAGCCCUGGAGGAAUGGGGAAGGGACUGGACACGAGGAGGGACAGAGCAGGGAAAUGGGGGCUCUGCUUCCUUCGGACAGGGACUUCCUCCAACAGGCGAGAGCUUUGGUUAUUCAUCCACUGCGGAAAGUGAGAAGUCCAACUGAGGCUGAGGCACCCUGUGACCUCCUCACCUCUGACUCCAGCCCUCUAGAGGAAGACUAUGACCGUCUGAGGCCUUUAUCUUACCCAAUGACCGAUGUCUUCCUUAUAUGCUUCUCGGUGGUAAAUCCAGCCUCAUUUCAAAAUGUGAAAGAGGAGUGGGUACCGGAACUUAAGGAAUACGCACCAAAUGUACCCUUUUUAUUAAUAGGAACUCAGAUUGAUCUCCGAGAUGACCCCAAAACUUUAGCAAGACUGAAUGAUAUGAAAGAAAAACCUAUAUGUGUGGAACAAGGACAGAAACUAGCAAAAGAGAUAGGAGCAUGCUGCUAUGUGGAAUGUUCAGCUUUAACCCAGAAGGGAUUGAAGACUGUUUUUGAUGAGGCUAUCAUAGCCAUUUUAACUCCAAAGAAACACACUGUAAAAAAAAGAAUAGGAUCAAGAUGUAUAAACUGUUGUUUAAUUACGUGAGAAACAUCUUCAGUGGCCAAGGAAAUUGUCCAUUUCUCUCAGAAAGCAAAUGAAAUGCUACAGCUAUACCCAGACCUUUUAUAGGUAAUGAAGCAGUUCAAAACUUGAAAGAAAACAAAACCUGUCCUCAGAAUUCUAUAAAGGUUAUUAAGAAUGUUCCUUAAAGGUUUAAGAAGCAGUAAGCAGCAUCUGAAGCCACAAUCUAUUAUAAAUACUUUAUUUCAACUAGAAGGUACAAUCUCUCAGGGGUUUCAUAGUUUAAAAAGCUACAAUCACAUCAUGUUGUAACUACAUAAAAAACAGUGCUGUAAAUGGAACUGCUUGGCUUUGACCAUACACAUUUCUGCACAGCCCUUACAGAAUCUGCACAAAGAAGUAUCUCCCUUUGCUCCAGUUAAUUGUUCUUGUACGUAAGUUGCUUUCUAUUCCAGUAUAUCCAGAGUGGUGAAAUAACAAGGCCAGCCACGUAGCCAAAGGUCGCUCCAAGCGUACAGGAGAUGGGCCAUACCUGAGGAAAGAAUGUAUGAGAUCAAAAAAGAACAAAUGUUUUUAUUAUUACUUGAGCACAAGUGUAACCUAAAUAUUUCUAUAUUAAAGCUUAAUGUGCUUUCUUAAAGAAUGCCAAAAGUGUAAUAAGGUCAUAAUUGCAUUUAUCAUGAACACUAAAAAUGUACACAUUUUAGUUAAUGUGCAUUAAACUGUAACAAGGCUCUGGCAAUUGUAGAUUUAGUUUGAUGCUCCCCAAAGUGCAUGAGACACAUGCUAAAAUUACAAAUUAAAAUUUUGGGUCAGACUUUGCCAUAAUGCUGGACUCAAUUUAGCUCUCUGAACUAGUUGGUAAUUUUUUUUUUUUUAAUUCCCACUUUGGCUGUGUACAUCAAAUGAAAUUAGAAUUGUGUAUGUUGACCAAACUACAAGAAACUUUAAGUUGUGUUAAAGAGGGAAGACCUAGAAUCCAAGCAUGUUACGUGAAAAUUGUAACAGAACAGCUGCUUCCACCUUUCAGAUAUAGAUGUUGGAACCACAGCAGAAGUUAUAGAAUGACAACUUAUAUACACAUCUAGAAUGUAAGUUAAACAAAAUACCGGCUUCCAGAGACCCAUUUUCUCCAGCUAUAUUACAUUAGGCUAGAAGUAAUUAAUUUUGAAUUAUUUAAUCUACAAGCAGUGCAUGUGUUGGUCCCUAAGUGAAAGGCUCUGCUUAAAAAAAAAAAAAAAAAAAAGUUGGAGAAAAAUUUUCAUGUUCUUCUGUGAAGCUUAUUUGGUACACUGGAGCCAUUUCUAAUCUUUCUCUGGGGGGAACAGGCCACAGAACUGUGUUAGAGGUGAACCAUCUUAAUUACUAGUUCUAUUACCUAAUUCAGCUUCCUUGUUUGGUCUGCUGUGGAUCUGCCUUAUUGCAUAUGCCAUGCAUCAGAUAAUGGUGUUAGACAAAGCUUCAUUGUGAACAACCUAAUGCAUUUUAGAGAAACAAUCUCAUCUACACAUUUUUUUCUAGCCUUUCCUACAUUUAAACUUGCUGUUGCCUAAAUUAUAAUUUUUUAAAUGUCUUUGGUGGGCUUCCGUUAAUUCACAUGACUUAAGCUUAUAGCUAUGUCUACUGCACAGAUUGGGUAAUGGAACACUAAACUUUUAUACUUGAAAAUGACAGCCUUAAAUGCUCAUAUCAGUCACAAAUCUAGGAUGUACUGUCUUGUUGUAUGUGAGCUUUGUAGAGAUUUUUAAAAAUACAAGCAUCACCUUUCCAUUGAAGAGUGGAGAGAGUCUACUGGAUGACUGGCCAGGAACUUUCUCUCUGCAUCAGACAUUUGGAUGUCUUCUUUCUUCCAAGAAAUGGUGGUUCACAUUAAGUAUCAUGGCCUUAUGUAUGCUCAAAUGGAAUCUUAUGUAACUUUCUUAUUUAAUUUUGGUCUGCUAUUUUUAGAUAAAAUUGAAAGGAAUUGUAUAAAUCAAUUAACAUAUUAGCUAAGUUGUCCAAAACAUGGUAUAAAGGAAUUACAACAGUAAACUAUUAUACAUUUCAAACUUGCCUUUGGGGAUUUAUGAGGAUUUUUUUGGGGGGGCUCCAAUUCAUAUCUCUGAAACCCUUCACACUUGGUUUACUAGCCAUUCAAAGUUAAAAGUCUAGAAUUUGUCCUGCCCUAACAGAAACAGAUUAGGAAUUUGUCGACACAAACUGGUGUCACCUGUUUCGUGACUGGGCUUUGGUUUCCUCAUUAUAAAUAUGGGAGGUAGAACAGAGGUCUCCAACGUCUCUCCCAUUUAUCACAAUAAUUUUCUUAUUCACAGUAAUCAUUGUUGGACGUUACUUUUUCAGUUUCACAUUCUUGAGAUGGUAAAAAUCAUGUAUAUAGAUUAUCAGAACUCUAAGCAAAGAUGACUGUCGCAUCUGAAGCUGAGGUGCCUUAGGUACUCUACUGACCUUGAUGGGUUUGGAGUUCCCUAUUGCUUAUCAAGAGCUUUUUAAUUGCUUUGGUUCCUUAGUCUUUUUGCAAAAAUCCUUCCUGUCACUUCAACUAAAAACCAAAGAUUUGUUUUCUAUUAAUAAGCAGACUAGAGAAAAACUGCCUUAUUUUCAGAUGCAUGUCUUCAUUAAAAGCUCAGGUUUCAAUAGAAAAUCAGAUUAAUCACUGAAAUGACUAUUUUAAACUAGUGAAAUAUCUGGGAAAUAAACUGCUUCAAAAAUAUUUUAUUGACAUGAAUUUUGCUAGUGAAUACAAAUACACUGCCUCAAACAAGGCCAUGUAUGAAUGCACUUACAAGAAAUUUGAGUUAAUCAGUGUUUGCAUAUAGAGAAUUAGUUCUAAAGUUCUUAAAAAUAAAUUUAGGGGCUCCCUGAAAUCUUAUUUAAUACUUUGCUAACUUACACUCUUGUUUUAUCUCCACAGGUACAUUUUAGGUUAGCUCAUGGUGAAUUCUAUUUACAAUAAGUAGAGCUUGGAUUAAUGGGUUUUGUUAUGAAUUAUCUUAGUUACUUUAGACAGUGUUUCCAUUUGAUUUUUAACUAUUUAAAAUACCAAAUUAAAUACCAGUUUGUUGGUUGUUACUUUUAAAUGAUUGUUGCUUUAACAGUGUCCCUUCUUAACACAUGGGGUUACAAAUAAAAUACUAUGCAUAGUU
Cercocebus atys (sooty mangabey) is the source of this 4591-nucleotide messenger RNA. RefSeq names its product ras homolog family member Q (gene RHOQ). The record is from RefSeq and is a predicted model, not a curated record. Gene Ontology annotation, biological process: cortical actin cytoskeleton organization; small GTPase-mediated signal transduction. The transcript has 4 exons. Gene Ontology annotation, molecular function: GTP binding; GTPase activity. The coding region runs from base 915 to 1472 and encodes 185 amino acids. Lineage: Eukaryota; Metazoa; Chordata; Mammalia; Primates; Cercopithecidae.